This is a messenger RNA of Penicillium arizonense, 609 nucleotides long. RefSeq lists its product as uncharacterized. Lineage: Eukaryota; Fungi; Ascomycota; Eurotiomycetes; Eurotiales; Aspergillaceae. Gene Ontology annotation, cellular component: cytoplasm; cytoplasmic dynein complex. The coding region runs from base 1 to 609 and encodes 202 amino acids. The transcript has 2 exons. Gene Ontology annotation, biological process: microtubule-based movement. Gene Ontology annotation, molecular function: dynein intermediate chain binding. The record is from RefSeq and is a predicted model, not a curated record.
AUGGCGAACGCGACUCGUACCCAGCAGGUCCCUCAACAUGUCACCGCGCUGCUCUCCCACCUCACCUCCCGCCCGGGCGUGCAAUCGACCCUGAUCCUCUCCCGCAAAGACGGCUCCAUCAUCCAAAGCACAGGACAGCUAGCAGUGCCAACCUCUGAAGAAAAUGGAUCCUCUCGCACCGCUCAAAUCCCUUCUACCUCCGAAUCGAACCCUCUCUCCGCUCAAUCCGCCGACUCAUCCCCGGCCUCACCCGCUCUUGCCGCCUCCUCACAGUCAUACCAGCCCUCUCAAACCGAGGCGCUCGCUGCUCAUAUCUUCGCCUUUGUGUCCAGUGCUUCUGCGCUAGGUGUUUCGCUCUCGCGACCUACUAUCGACGAGGUUCCUCCUACAAGGGAGGUCGGCCAGGACUAUGGGAUUGGAAAGGGCACAUCGCGCGAGGAUGAUCGGGAUGGGGAUGCUGGUGAUCGGGAAGAGGAUGAUGAGGUAAAGCUACUUCGGAUGCGCACACGAAAACAUGAGAUUGUUGUCGUGCCGGACCGGAAGUAUCUGCUGUGUGUUGUACAUGAUGCUGCUCCUGGGCCCGGGGCGACAAGUACACGCUCUCGGUAA